This is a messenger RNA of Caenorhabditis briggsae, 369 nucleotides long. The record is from RefSeq and is a predicted model, not a curated record. The transcript has a single exon. The annotation marks the transcript as partial. NCBI's taxonomy places the organism in Eukaryota, Metazoa, Nematoda, Chromadorea, Rhabditida, Rhabditidae.
ACGGUGAGAUCAAUCUCUUUAGUUCUUUCUUAUUCCGGGUCACCCGGACCCAGUUCACCCGGAUCCAGGUCACCCGAAUUCAGGUCACCCGAAUUCAGGUCACCCGAAUUCAGGUCAACCGGAUCCAGGUCAUCCGAAUUCAGGUCACCCGGAUCCAGGUCACCCGGAUUCAGGUCACCCAGAUCUAGGACACCCGGAUCCAAGAGCCAGGACACCCGUAUCCAGGACACUCGGAUCCAGGACCCAGGUCGCCGGGAUCCAGGUCACCCGGAUCCAGGACACCCAGAUCCAGGACCCAGGUCACCCGGACCCAGGUCGGAUCCUUCCUCCAGGCUCCCCUUUCCGGAGCCUAGAGAAAGCAAGAACUGA